Molecule: messenger RNA, 2352 nt
Organism: Adineta steineri
Lineage: Eukaryota; Metazoa; Rotifera; Eurotatoria; Adinetida; Adinetidae
Source: the annotation of a GenBank genome assembly
AUGGAAACAACAGCGAAUUUAUCUGAUUCAAAAGUUUAUAAAAGUAGUUCUUAUUUAAAUCGAUUAUUACCAAGACAUAAAAAUAUAAGUGUACCUUCAAAUUUGGCACUACAAAAUUCAUCGAAUAAAACAUUUGAUUCAUCUACAGAAUCAAUUGAACGACAGUCUACUCCUAGAUAUGAAUUAUAUAAAAUGCAAAAACAAUCAUAUGAAAAUGCAAAAAAAAAGAUAACAUCUGAAUUAGAUUAUAUCCUUAAGGAUCCAUCUGUUGUUAUCGUUAGUGACUGGCUUAAAGUACGAGGAACACUAAGAGAUUGGACUAAAUUAUGGGCAGUCUUAAAACCUGGUCUUAUGUUGCUCUAUCGCAAUCCGCCAUCUAUGGAUGGUGUUUGGGUUGGUACUAUUGUUUUAUCAUCAUGUGAAGUAAUGCAACGUCCAUCAAAAAGAUCAGGUUUUUGUUUUAAAAUUUGGCAUUUAUUAGAAAAAUCUAUUUGGACACAAAAGGGUCCAAAUAAUGAACAAUUUGGUGCAUUAACAUUUCCUUUACCAAUAACUUAUUUAAUUUGUCGAGCAUCAGAUGAAACAGCAGGACGUUGUUGGAUGGAUGCACUUGAAUUAACAAUGAAAUGCUCAAAAUUACUUAAAAAACCCUAUUCAACCAAUGAUAUUUUUUCAACUACACUAAAAAGUAGUUCUUCAAUGUUGUCUAAUGAUGAUAAUACAAAUAUAUCUGAUAAUGAAAUUGAUUUAACUCGAACUAAAAUGAAAGAAGAACUUGAUCGAAUAAGUGAUGUAAGUAUUGAUACAAGUAAACCAUCAAGAAGUGAUUCAAGUCAAUCUGAAACAUCACAAGAUAUAAUAAAUAAUAAUGAAAAAAAUGAAACACCAUAUAUUCUUGCAUUGCCGGAAGAAAUGGGUGAACUUGGUAAUGCUGCACAAACAGAAGAAGUAGCUGAAGAAAAUAAAUCACUUAUAAUGCAUUUAUUGAAACAAGUUCGACCUGGAAUGGAUUUAUCAAAAGUUGUUCUACCAACAUUUAUUUUAGAACCAAGAUCAUUUCUUGAAAAACUUUCAGAUUAUUAUCAUCAUUGUGAUAUUCUUGAAGAAGCUGUUAAUUCAUCUGAUCCAUUAGAACGAAUGAAAACAAUUGUGAAAUUUUAUCUUUCUGGGUUUUAUAAAAAACCAAAGGGUUUAAAAAAACCAUAUAAUCCUGUGCUUGGUGAAGUUUAUCGAUGUUAUUUUCAUCAUCCAAAAAAUGUUAGUAAAACAUUUUAUUUAGCUGAACAAAUAUCACAUCAUCCACCAAUAACGAAUUUUUAUGUAUCAAAUCGUCAGGAAGGUUUUUGUGUACAAGGUAGUAUUUUAGCAAAAUCAAAAUUUUAUGGAAAUAGUCUUUCAGCUAUACUUGAUGGAACAGCGCGAUUAACUUUACUUAAUCUAGGUGAAGAUUAUAUUAUUACUAUGCCUUAUGCAAAUUGUAAAGGUAUUCUUAUCGGUCGAUUAACAAUGGAAUUAGGUGGUAAAGUAACAAUUGUUUGUGAAAAAACUCGAUAUUCAGCUGAUAUUGAAUUUAAAUUAAAACCAUUUAUCGGUGGUCAAGAAUUAACAAAUCUUAUAGAAGGAAAAAUUCGAUUAGAAAAAGAUGUUAUAUAUACAUUCUCAGGUCAUUGGGAUGAUGAAAUCAUUCUUACAGAUAAAACAACAAAUGCAAAAAGUAUUUUUUGGAAAGUAACACAAUUAGUUAUGAAUUCUCGAUUAAAACGUUUUGUUGUGCCAAUUGAACAACAACAAGAUAAUGAAUCCGAAAAAUUAUGGCAACGUGUUACAUCAGCUAUUAAACAAAAUGAUCAAAUUUUAGCUACAACAGAAAAAACAAUCAUCGAAAAUGAACAACGUAAACAGACAAAUGAACGUAAAGUAACUGGAAAUGAAUGGCAUCCAAAAUUAUUUUCUAUCGAUCAAAAUACGAAAGAAUGGAUAUACAAUCAUACUGAUAUUCAUCCUUGGGAUACUCAUAAUGAUAUAUCAACAUAUGAAAAUAAUUUUAUUAUUCGUACACGUACUUGUCAUCAUCGAAAUCGAUCUCCUACUCAUAUUCGUUCAUUAUCUGUUCGUAAUUCCCACGAAGAAUCAUUACAAAUUAAUCGAAAACAAUCAUGUGAUCAUAAUCUAACGUCGAUAUUAAAAAAUUUUCAAACAAAUUUAAUUCAAACCACUGAACGAAUUAAUUUACAUGAACAACAAAUACAUUAUUUACAUAAUCACCAUCAUACGCUACAUUAUCUUUCUCCUUAUAUUCAUUUUAUUCUUAUUAUUUUUGUUGCAAUGAUAUUAAAAUAUAUUUUUCAUUAA